AUGGACGAUCAUGACGUUGACAUGGAUAACGGCGGCUCGGCGCAUUACGGGCACAACGGAAACGACCGCUAUCGUGGUGGAGGAAACGAUGAUGGAAUGGAUGGCGGUGGAGGGGAGGACGACUACUAUGGCGGAGAUGGAAAAGGAGAACCCCCACACGAUGACGAUGACGAGUAUGGCGGCGGAUUUCCUCCCGGCGGCCCACCAUUUCGUGGACGUGGAGGCUUUCGUGGUCGAGGCUGGCCUCCUGGUGGCCCCGGUGAUGAUGUUCCGUACAAUGGACCAGCUGGUGGGCCGCCUUUUCGUGGAGGACCCCCGCAUGGCUUUCGAGGAGGAUUUCGUGGAGGAAUGGGUGGACCAUCAGGCCCUGGAGGACCUGGAAUGGGACCGCCGGGUGAAGAGGGAUUUCCACCUUUCAGAGGACGCGGUGGCUUUCGUGGCGAUUUUCGAGGGGGACGGGGCGUCGCUUUCACUUCGCGCCCAGCUGGACCACCAGGAGGACCGCCUGGAAUGUGGCGAGGAGGACCAGGACCGUACAGAGGAGGCCCGCCCGGACGAUUUGGAUUCUUCAACGGUCCACCGAUGAUGUCAGCUGGCGAUCGUCUGAAAAAGUUGGCUGGUUGUCUACCGACGGAAGAGCUUUGGGUCGAAACGAAAUCGCCGGAGGGGAAGGUCUACUUCUACCACGCUGUGACAAGGGAGACUGCAUGGGAGCGGCCAGAAGCUUCGAAGAUCGUGUCGCAGGAAGAAUUGACUGAGUUGAUUGCGCGCGCUACUGAAGAAGAGAAAGCUGAAAGAGAGCGAGCUAUGCCACCAAUGAUGCCACCAGGAGGAGGCCCUGGUUAUCCACCAAUGGGAGGUCCACCUUAUGGUGGAGGCCCUCCAGGGAAAGUUGACGACGCUUGGCAAGAAUUCACAGCUCCAGAUGGACGAAAGUACUACUUCAACGCGAUCACUCAGGAGAACACAUGGGAUAAGCCGGCUGCACUGAGGAAGCGAGAAGUUGACACUGAAGUACCACUUGAUGAAGUAACUUUGGCUGCUAGAGCUAAAGCCCAACAGGCAUUGGCUGAAGUGCAAGCGAAACUCGCUGAAGCUCAAGCAGUGAAGGCUCGUGAAGAUGCUAGACCAACUACUACUGUUGUUGCAAAGGUCUUCUUUUUCAAUCCAUCUACUCGCACUUCUGUCUGGGAGCGACCACCUGAAUUAUACAAUCGUGCCGAUGUUGAUAAGUUGAUCACCGAACCGCCAAAGACAGAUGGCUCAGCUCCACCACCAAAUCAACCACAGCCGGGUGAUAGCGAUGGAGAAAGCGAUGAGGCUAAUGAUGAUCACCAUGGACCACCACAAGCCAAGAAGAGCCGACAGGAAAAGAAAAGGGAAGCACAACUGCGACAACAAUUGGCGGCAGCUGAAGCAGCGAAAGCAGCUAAGCAACCAGUGCGCCAGAUGCUCGACAAGCAACCAGAUCCCGCUAUUCAGGCUGAACUCGAGGCUCAAAAUAAGAGAAACCAGGUUCCAUUGGAAGAGCGAUUGAAGCACUUCAAAGACAUGCUCGUUGAGAAGGAUAUUGCCACAAAUAGUACAUUCGAGAAGGAAUUGAGCAAGAUUGUCUUCGAUCCACGCUACCUUCUGCUUUCCGCCAAUGAGCGCCGAGCGGCUUUCGAAGCUUUUGUGAAGGAGAAAACGGAGAAGGAGCGCACAGAAAAGAAGAAAAAAGCCAAGGAAGCAAAGGAGAAAUUCCUAGAAUUGCUGAAAGAGGCGGAAUUGCACGGAAAGUCAUCUUUCUCGUCAUUCUCUUCGAAGUUUGGCAAGGACACUAGAUUCAAAUCAGUUGAAAAGAUGCGUGAUAGAGAGGAUAUGUUCAACGAGUUUGUUGGCGAGUUGCACAAGAAGGAGAAGGACGAACGCAAGGAUAAGAAAGACAAGGCGAAGAAAGCUUUCUUGGAGCUGCUUAAUGAGCAAAAUGGUCUCACGCGCAAGUCAAAAUGGAAGGAAGUGAAAAAGGCGCUUGAAGAUGAUGAACGUUACAAAGAUAAGUAUCUCGACAGUUCUCUUCGUGAAUCAUUGUUCAAGGAUCAUGUGGAUAAACUUGCUGAUGAGACACUUUCAGAUCAAGAAGAGGAAGCGGCUCGCGAGAAACGACUUGCAACUGAAGCGGCCAUUGCUAAACGGCAAGAAGAAGUGGAAGCCGAGCUGGGUGAACAAAUGCAAGAACGACGCAAGGAACUUGAGCGCCAUAAGAAAGAAGAACAUGAGCAGACUUUCAAAGCUCUUUGCAAUGAUUUAAUAAAAUCGGCUGACAUGUCAUGGCAUGAUGGAAAGCGAGUGCUCCGAAAGGACAAUCGUUAUGAAGAAUGCGAUCUCUUGGACAAGUCGGACAAGGAAAAGCUUUAUGGUGAACAUCUGAAGACACUAGACAAGAAGCGAAGAGAAGCUUUCAAAAAAUUGCUCACCGAGCACGAGGAAAUUGAUCACGGCAUGAGAUGGAAAGAUGCUAGAAAGAUCAUUGAAAAGGAUGAAGUCUUCCAGAAAUGUCUUGGGCAACUCUCCGAAAGAAAAAUCGAGCGUGAAUUCCGCGAUUGGGUUGAGGAGAAACAUGAUCAAGCUGUUCGUGACUUCAAGGACUUGUUGAAAGAAACUCCAAUCAUCACCUUUGAAAGUAAGAAGAAGAUGGAGGACAACGAGCAACAUUUGAAGGAUAUUCUAGCAAUCCUUGAGAAAGACAAGCGCUACUUGGUGUUGAAAGACUCUGGCUCGGAGCGUGAUCGCAUGCUGGAAGAAUUUGUGGACAAGUUGGCUCGCUCUGGUCCUCCUCCACCACCCACGCAACAGGAGGGACGCCGUAAAACGGACAGUCCACGAUUCCCAGGUCCGAGCCCCGGCAAGUUUGUUCAACAAAUCGUCGAGUUUAAAGGAAAGGUACUCAACACCUGGUACAGCGAG
Messenger RNA from Mesorhabditis belari, 2946 nucleotides. The record is from the annotation of a GenBank genome assembly. Lineage: Eukaryota; Metazoa; Nematoda; Chromadorea; Rhabditida; Rhabditidae.